Messenger RNA from Paramuricea clavata, 1476 nucleotides. The record is from the annotation of a GenBank genome assembly. NCBI's taxonomy places the organism in Eukaryota, Metazoa, Cnidaria, Anthozoa, Malacalcyonacea, Plexauridae.
AUGUCCAGAGAGCAAGCGACAGUCGCGUUUGGUAACACAGCUUUGAGUAUCGAGGACAGAAUAAUGGCUUGCAAACUUCGUAUUGCCAGUAGCAUUCUCGAAAAGUUUCUUGAAGACCCGGAAGCUGGCGCUCAGGACUGUUUACUGUACCUUCAAGAACUACACGACUCACCAGCUGUUCGUGAAACGUUCACGGUUCACAUCAAUGGAGGUUUCAAAUCUCUCUUUAAAGAAACAAAAAGAAGUGAGAUAGUUGAGUCCAUAACUGCAAUAAAUAACAUCUUAUCUGAUUUCAUCUUGAAAUUUACGAAGAUAGCACUUCCCAGUUCUUUUGAAUGGCCAGUAAUAGAACUGAUUGAUAGUAAACGGCCGAGGCCUAGGGAACAUAUCAUUGUACGCACAGAUGAGAUUAGACGAAAAGCUCGACAAAAAGAUGAAGAAGAAAAACGGAUAAAACAAAUGAGAAAGAGAUGGCCCAAUUAUGAGUUCAGUGACAAUAGUACAGCAUUUGAUUUUGAUUACUUUUAUGAUAGUUCUCCAAUGGCAAUGGCUGUUAAUAGUGCAGGAUGUAUUUAUUGGCAUGAUAUGGAUGACGUAAUUUUUUCUAAUUUUAAAGUAGACGAAGAUUUUAAAGUAGACGAAGAUUUUAAAGUAGUCGAAGAUUUUAAAGUAGACGAAGAUUUUAAAGUAGAAGUUGUGUCUGUAGAUAUCGGCCCGAAUGACGAUGUGUAUAUCCUACAACUAAGACGUGCAGCUGAUUCCCAUAUUGUAAAUGCAGGAGUUUAUUUUUUGAAAUUAUUUGUAUUUGAUAAGACAGGCACGUUUUUGCGUAAAAUUACAAAGGGUCUUCCGCCGACUGAGUGUGAAACUUGCUGGGUUAUGCGUGUGCUGGAGAAUAAGAUCGUUUUGUGCAAUGAGUUUGGGGAGGUAUUUGUCUUGACGUGUGACAUGCAAGGCCAACUGAACAGGGAAUGCUCGUUUUCCUUGCCUACACUUGGCAGUCCUGAUGAGAAACCUGAGGUUGUUGAGACACAACAUACGUGCGUUACAAACAAACGUGAAGUCAUCAUUGCACGACCGAAAGGGAACGAGGUAUAUAUCUGCGCAAUCACAGACGGAGGACAGAUGGAACGAAUAAUUCCGGUACCUCUUAAACAACACGAAACAGAAUCUUGGGUUUGCGGUGUGGCGUUUGAUGCUACACAUGAGGAGGAAAUCGUCGUUUUGAGAAACACCCCGAACCAAGAUUCAUUCUGGUCAGAUCUUAAUAUAGAAGUUUAUUCAAGAAAUGGGGAUUUACGGGAUUUCCAUCAUCUUCCUGGUUUGAAAGAUGAUUUCCAUUUGCUAUCCAAUCCUAAGGGCAUUGUCGCCGUUGUUGGAUAUCACAAACUUUAUAAUAUAAUCAGUUUUCACCACUUGGUAGGCAAAGUUUUCUUAGGCUCGGAAGUUACAGAUAGCUACAAAUCAGCAUACUGA